CCCCGCCCCGCCCCUUCCCCGACCCGGCCGGUAAGAGGAGCCCCGAGCGCGGCGCUGCUCUGGGUGCAACCUGGCUGCGCUGUGCCGGAGCAGAUGGAGCCCGGGCUGAGGCGGCGGUGCAGGAGCCACCAGCCGGUGGCCGCCUUCUUGCGCGACCCCGCCUCGGGGCGCGUCUACCGGCGCGGGAAGCUGAUCGGCAAGGGCGCCUUCAGCCGCUGCUACAAGCUGACAGACAUGUCCACCAGUGCAGUGUUCGCUCUCAAGGUGGUGCCGCGCGGCGGUGCGGGGAGGCUUCCCUCCAGAGGGAAGGUGGAGCGUGAGAUCGCCCUGCACAGCCGCCUGCGGCACCGCAACAUUGUGGCCUUCCACGGACACUUCUCUGACCGAGACCACGUGUACAUGGUGCUGGAAUACUGCAGCCGACAGUCAUUGGCCCACGUGCUGAAGGUGCGGCAGACCCUGACGGAGCCGGAGGUGCGCUACUACCUGAGGGGCUCCAUCAGCGGCCUGCGCUACCUCCAUCAGCGGAGCAUCGUGCACAGAGACCUGAAGCUCAGUAAUCUCUUCCUUAACAAGAACAUGGAGGUGAAAAUCGGAGACCUGGGACUGGCCGCCAGGGUGGGGCCAGGUGGCCACUGCCACAGGGUGCUGUGCGGGACUCCGAGCCUCCUGGCCCCGGAGGUGGUGUCCAGGAAGGGACACUCCUUCCUGUCAGACAUCUGGGCCCUGGGCUGCAUCAUGUACACAGUGCUGACCGGCACCCCACCUUUCGUGGCGGCAUCCCUGUCGGAGAUGUACCAGAAUAUCCGUGAGGGCCGCUAUCCAGAGCCUGCUGACCUGUCGCCCCAUGCCCGCCGCCUCAUUGCCCGCCUCCUGGCGCCUGACCCAGCUGAGCGGCCCUCCUUGGACCAUCUCCUGCAGGAUGACUUCUUCACACAGGGCUUCACUCCAGAGCGGCUGCCACCCCACUCCUGCCACAGCCCCCCGCUCUUCACCUUCCCGCAACCUCUGGGCAGGCUCUGCCGGAAAAUGGGCCAGCUGCUGUUGACCCAGUGUGGACCACCCUGCCCCUUCACCCCCAAAGAGGCCUCAGGCCCCGGAGAAGAGGGGCCGGAACCUGACUCCUCGGACUGCGGUGGCCAGGUGAGGCCUCAGGCCCCAGGAGGAGACCGACUCCCGACCUCCACCAGCUCCGAGCCCGGUGUCCAUCCACCACUGCCCAGGAGACGGGACCCUGUCCUCCCCAAACCCCGCCGCACCCCCACCCUCCGCGGCCUGCCGCCUGCUUGGGGAGGACCCAGCCCCAGCCCGGGCGGUGCCCACCUGCCUCUGCUCUUUCCAGCUUCCGCAGCUGUGUGCAAAGAGGAUGGAACUGCAGAGGCCCUAAGCGGCAGAGCCAAGUUUUAUAUUUCUAAUGAUUUUAAUAAACAGCUCAGCACACCUCACCUGUGUGCCCAGCCACACAGGAACCCCGGGGAGCAGUGGCCCAUCCUCUGGGCUCCCAAGUGGGUGGAUUAUUCCAGCAAGUAUGGCUUUGGCUACCAGCUGUCAGAUGGGGGCAGCGGUGUCCUGUUUCGGGACGGCACCCACAUGGCCCUGCGCCCCCCAGGAAGCCACAUCUGCUACCUGCCUGCGCGCGCGAGGCUGGAAACGUUCGCUGCAAGGGACGCGCUGAGCGUGCUGGGUGCCAAGCUGGCGGUCCUGCGGCUCUUUGCCUGCUACAUGCAGCGUCGCCUGCGAGAGGAGGGGGCCUCGCCUGCACCCCAGCCGCCCGCCGUGCCCGGCCUCUGCCUGCUGCGCUUCCUGGGGUCCUCGCGGGCCCUGCUGCUGCUGUUCAGCAGUGCAGGUGAGCAGGGCUUGGCAGGUGGGGACCAGGGCUUCUUGGCACCAGCUGAGGGGUCCCAGGAAAUAUUCGGCCCCUGCAAAACACAAGAAGUACUGGCUCCUGAGUAUGAAGGGGCUGGAGGUGCUGCCCAGGGCUCAAGGCUGGCCCAGCAUGCAGGCCACCCUGGGCCGUCCUCAGCAACACAAAACAAUGAAGCCCAGUUAGGAACAGUAGGAGGCCAUGCUCGGUGGUCUCUGUGGCUCACAGUAUCAUUUCAUGGGAAGCUCAUGGGUUGUUUCCCUGGGUGACUGUAGCAAUUCCUGAGGGCCCUGUGUCCCUGAGGGCCCUGUGUU
Sciurus carolinensis (gray squirrel) is the source of this 2178-nucleotide messenger RNA. RefSeq names its product polo like kinase 5 (inactive) (gene Plk5). Bases 94 to 2133 code for a protein of 679 amino acids. The transcript has 13 exons. Lineage: Eukaryota; Metazoa; Chordata; Mammalia; Rodentia; Sciuridae. The record is from RefSeq and is a predicted model, not a curated record. Gene Ontology annotation, cellular component: spindle pole; nucleus; centrosome. Gene Ontology annotation, molecular function: ATP binding; protein serine/threonine kinase activity; protein binding. Gene Ontology annotation, biological process: protein phosphorylation; mitotic cell cycle; regulation of cytokinesis.